Molecule: messenger RNA, 2020 nt
Organism: Trematosphaeria pertusa
Lineage: Eukaryota; Fungi; Ascomycota; Dothideomycetes; Pleosporales; Trematosphaeriaceae
Product: cystathionine gamma-lyase
Exons: 3
Coding region: 409-1650 (413 amino acids)
Biological process (GO): transsulfuration
Cellular component (GO): cytoplasm
Molecular function (GO): pyridoxal phosphate binding; cystathionine gamma-lyase activity
Source: RefSeq, a predicted model, not a curated record
AACAGCCGGCGCGUCGCCAAUCCCCAGCUAUUUCUCAUCACGGAUUAUUCACCACAGCACGACGCAUCGUACGACAGCUGAAACUGUAUAAGAGGCAGCGCGGAGUCAUACAGUCACGAUGGACACACUUCUGCUAUCUUUAUCGCCAACAGUCACAUCAUUUUGCGAGCUUGCGCCAUCGGGCGGAACGACAAAGAGACGGAACCUGCCCGCACUCACUACUUGCCGCUUGCCGAACGCUAAAAUUAUUUAUCGAUAAACGUCAACAUUCGUGGGCGAGGGGUUGAGGCUCAACACUCAUCAGAGUCGAUUUCCUGCGCGCUGUUGUAGCCUGAAGGCCCUUCAGGCUGAGUCUUUGUUCCCAUUUGAAAUUCGCCCGACCUUGUUCGACGGAGAGAAGGUGCCACCAUGACACUUGCGGACCAUCCCAUUGAGACCCCGCCGCGGGCGCCGAGUCCAGUGCACAGAUUCGGCACGCUGGCGGUACAUGCGGGCAGUCCGCACGACCCGGUGACUGGCGCUGUGAUAGAGCCGAUCUCGCUCUCCACCACAUUUGCGCAAACCAGCGUAGGCAAGCCGGUGGGGCAGUACGAAUAUUCGCGGUCCUCAAAUCCAAACCGAGAUAACUUCGAGCGCGCAAUCGCGGCCCUCGAGCACGCCCGCUACGCCCUCGCAUUCAGCUCCGGCUCCGCAACCACCGCCAACAUCCUGCAGUCCCUCGCCGCCGGCUCGCACGUCGUCUCCGUCUCCGACGUCUACGGCGGCACGCACCGCUACUUCACGAAAGUCGCGCUCACGCACGACGUCAAGGUGACCUUUAGCCCCAGCAUCGAAAUCGACAUCGCCGAGCUCAUCCGCCCCGAGACGAAGCUGAUCUGGAUCGAGUCGCCGUCGAACCCGACGCUCACGCUGGUGGACAUUCGGAACGUGGCCACGAUUGCGCAUCAGCACGGCAUCCUGGUCGUGGUCGAUAACACGUUCCUCUCGCCGUAUGUGCAGAACCCGCUGGACCAUGGCGCGGACAUCGUGGUGCAUUCGGUGACCAAGUACAUCAACGGGCACUCGGACGUGGUCAUGGGCGCGGCGGCGUUCAACUCGCCGGAGCUCUUCGACCGCCUGUCGUUCCUGCAGAACGCGAUUGGCGCCGUGCCCUCGGCCUUCGACUGCUGGCUCGCCCACCGCGGACUCAAGACGCUGCACUUGCGCGCGCGCGAAGCGAGCAAGAACGCCACGGGCGUCGCGCACGCGCUGCAGGCCUCCUCACACGUCGUGUCCGUCAACUACCCGGGCCUUGCGUCACACCCGCAGCACGCCAUUACCCUGAAGCAGCACCGCGACGGCAUGGGCGGCGGCAUGCUGUCGUUCCGCAUCAAGGGCGGGCACGACGCGGCGGAGCGCUUCUGCCAGGCGACCAAGAUCUUCACGCUGGCCGAGUCGCUGGGCGGCGUGGAGUCGCUGGUCGAAGUCCCGAGCGCCAUGACGCACGGCGGCAUCCCGCGGGAGCAGCGCGAGGCCGCCGGCGUGUUCGACGACCUGGUGCGCGUGAGCUGCGGCAUCGAGGACGAGGCUGAUCUAGUGGCCGACGUGCUGCAGGCGCUGGAGAAGGCUAUCGUGGGCCCUAAGCUCCAUAAUGGGAACGGGCAUGUUUGAGUGCCCGUUCGAACGUUCGAAUGGAGUUGGCGCAUUCAGAGCAUCGCGCGCGGCGCAUUCAACAGCGGCCGAAUGAAUGAGGAGUUCAGGUGUCCCUGUUAGAACACCAUAGAUAUGUGUUUGUCAGCAUAUAUAUAUUCCCCAUGCACGGUAUUGGUGCCUUCAUUGCGCGGCCGAGCAGGCCACCUAUAGAUACCAAAUGCAUCCUCGUUGUCCUUUUGUUCAAAUAUGCAUUGGAGUUUGGAAGAGUUCCGGUAGUAGGAUGGCUACUGUGCAAUCACUUAUGAGCACAAAGCGCCGCGUUUCCUCCGGUCUGUGUGCAUCGAUAAAUUCCUAGAUUCCGUAGCUAGCUAGAUGUUGAUAAGAUGGU